This is a messenger RNA of Gadus morhua (Atlantic cod), 5696 nucleotides long. RefSeq names its product LHFPL tetraspan subfamily member 4 protein. The coding region runs from base 839 to 1552 and encodes 237 amino acids. The transcript has 4 exons. NCBI's taxonomy places the organism in Eukaryota, Metazoa, Chordata, Actinopteri, Gadiformes, Gadidae. The record is from RefSeq and is a predicted model, not a curated record. Gene Ontology annotation, biological process: gamma-aminobutyric acid receptor clustering; sensory perception of sound. Gene Ontology annotation, cellular component: inhibitory synapse; postsynaptic membrane; plasma membrane. Gene Ontology annotation, molecular function: GABA receptor binding.
AGAGAGAGAGAGAGAGAGAGAGAGAGAGAGAGAGAGAGAGAGAGAGAGACUGUAGGCUACGACAAAAACAGGAUGAUAAUGGAGUCGGGACGGCGGAGGAUAUCGGAUUUACAGCAAAGGACUGUUGGAAAUUGACAGAGGCUUGCUGUUGAUUUGGCGAGUUGUAUUUUUGUAUUUGAUUUGAUUGAAAUCUGCCUUGACCUUCCCAUUUGCCGAAGCGGUGGAGGCGAGCACCCCGCGAAUGCCUCGGAUGGAAAAUCGGGGUCCACCGCUGGCGCUAGGCAACAAGGCGCAUCUCUCCUCCGGAACGAUGAUAACGGGCAUGAUGAGGAACGCACUGGACUGAUGGAUGAGUUUGCAACGCGGCUUUAACGCCCCCCAUCCCCUCCCCGUCGACUGUGAAACAUAGAAUAUCCUUUUCAAUGGAUUCAUUGCUUCAUUUCUGGUGUAGCCUCGUGGAAAGGAAACAUUAAGACAGCAAUAUUAAUCCCUGGUCUUUGUAAAUUAUUCAUCGUUGAUACUGUAUGGUGUUUUUAUUGACGUGCGAUAGCAUUUCACUUGAUUGAUGUAUUGCCCCUCAGUGUUGUAAAAAAAAAUGGUCCCCAUAUGGUUUAGUUAGUGUAUGUUGGACCCUAUGAAAGACAGCAAGGCCCGCUUAAUGACAAUAACGCUGGAAAGAACAGGGGAUUCUCAAUUGGUAAUUAACAAAUGUUGGAUACAAGGGCUCAUUAAGCCACAGCAGGGCCACCAGACAUCUCCAAACCACAGCACAGCAUUCAGCCAUUGAGAGAGCGGUCCUUUCAGUGGGAAGAGAGGAAGAAAGAAAAAAGAAAAAAACAUGUUGCCUUCGCAAGAAGCCUCCAAGAUUUACCAUGACAACUACAUGCGCAACUCCCGCGCCAUCGGGGUGCUGUGGGCGAUCUUCACCAUUUGCUUCGCCAUCGUCAACGUGGUGGUGUUCAUCCAGCCCUACUGGAUCGGGGACAGCGUCAACACGCCGCAGGCUGGCUACUUCGGCCUCUUCCACCACUGUGUCGGCACCGGCUCGCCCAACCGGGAGCUCACGUGCGUGGGGAGCUUCUCCGACUUCAGCUCGAUCCCGUCCGGGGCUUUCAAGGCAGCGUCGGUGUUCGUCCUGAUGUCCAUGGUGCUGACCCUUAGCUGCAUCGCCUGCAUGAUGCUCUUCUUCUUCUGCAACACCUCCACGGUGUACAAGACCUGCGCCUGGAUGCAGCUCCUAUGUGGGGUAUGCUUGGUGCUGGGCUGCAUGAUCUUCCCGGACGGCUGGGAUGCAGAGGUGAUCCGGGACAUGUGCGGCGAGCAGACCGGGAAGUACUCCCUGGGCGACUGCUCCGUGCGCUGGGCCUACAUGCUGGCCAUCAUGGGCAUCCUCAACGCCCUCUUCCUCUCAUUUCUGGCCUUCGUUCUGGGCAACCGUCAGACCGACUUCUACCUAGACGACUUGCAGACGGACAAUAAGGAUUUUGCAGUGUCAAGGAUUGAGGUACGGGACAGACUAGAACCACGAUACGGAGUCCAGCGCCUUCACUGAGGGACCAUUCUCUUCAAUUUUCUCAUAUUUUCUUCAUGUUACCUUUUUUGUUGUUGCUUCUUUUCGCUCUUUCUCUGCUGUUUCUGUGCUUUCUCCUGCUUUCCUAUCCCAUGUUCUGUCCUCUCCUCUGUCCCCUUCCCAUCUUGCUCUGCUCGGUUCUGCCGGUCUUACUUUCCCUCCUCAAGACUUUUCUACUCUACUCUGUCCUCGGCUCACUCUGAUAAGGGUAAAGCCUUGCAUUGUAUAGCAUUCUAUUAUACAACUAAAUACAAUGGAUUGGAAAAACAUAUAUUUUCAAAAAUAAACCAUGUACAGUUUAAACUUUAGACUUUCUCAACAAAUAACUUUCUGAUAAAAAAACACACAAAAAAAUAAGUUCAUUUGCGUGGGGAAAAUGGAUCCUUCAGGUGAUGAACCGUAUUUCUAUGGCUCCAACAACACUCGUUUUCUAGAGCUCUGCUUAACUUUGGCCCCGUUUACACAAGCUUUCUUCAAAUCACGAUUUGAAAAUCUAUUGCAAUGCAAAGUGAGGUGUUGUCUCCGUGUAAACAGGUGAGAGUGGUUGCACAAGAAAUGUAGAAAACCGUUCUCAAAACCACCUGCAGAGUUAGCUUACACUACAUUUCUUAAGACAACGACUUGCAAAAGCGAUAGUAAGUCACCUGCUAAGCUCCUAUACGUUACCAGUCAUCAACCAAUAGAACGCAACGGGGGUGUCGUAUGCAAAUGUCUUUGAAACAUCGCCAUGCUGUGCCUACUGUUUAUUUUUACGUUUCCUAGCCCUGGCUGUUCUAUUAUAAAACACGUCGACUGGUAACCCACGGUGGCUACGUCUCUGCCCAUUGUCAGAGACGACGCAGACUCUGGUUGAGAUCCAAACCUUACCCCUGUAUGCGAGGACCAAUAUCAAGCAAGAUCUCACGUCCACGGCCCCUAUGGGAGCACAUUGUGCCCUUUGCGUAAACCUUUUUUUGAAUCUAGAAAGAAUCUAGAUUAAAAAAAAAUCUGUUGAAGAAUCAAUGAAGAUUUUUUCCCUUGUGUAAACAGGGCCUUUGUUUGUAUACAGAAGAGCUUGCAUGCUCUCAGAUUAGGUUACAAUCCCUUUGGUUGUAGCCUUUUCCCUGUCUGGGUGGGUCAAAGAGGCUGACGGCAACGGCAGCACCAUGGCCUCCAAAUGAAAUACAAGAUACCGUCUCAGAGUCUUCUUAAGGAAAUCCCCCCACCAGCCAGGCAUGUGCGAUUCUCUGCUUUACAUACCUAGCAAAAUGUAUUUAGUGAGUUUGCUAACAAAACACCUCAAAAGAAAAACUUGACGUGAGGAAUUUGAGUUUAUGCCCUGAUUUCUUGGCAUCGGCAUUGUCGGCAGAGCUGUGCUUUGUGUGCGUGCAGAACCAAUUUUGUGUUUGUGGUUCCAAGGUUACCUGAAAAAUGUUGUGUCAAAGGGGAUAUUAAACAGAUAAACAUAUAUGACUUAACACAUUUUGAGAGGGAUUGAAAAUUGCAAUUUUUUGUGUAAAAAUCCCAAUUACUGGAGUUUCAUAAUUCCAAUAAUUGGGAAAAAUAGAAGUUCUUAUGUACCUUUGUUGCUCAAGUUCAAUGGGAUGAUUUUAUUUUAAACAAAACCCUUAAUAAAACUACCUUGGAUUCAUCCCCAAUUACUAGGAUCUGGAACUGGAAAAGCUUUGUCAUUUCUAAAGAAAUGUAACGGCUUUCAUAAAUUGAAUGCAUUUUCAAUAAUCUAAGUUCUACCUUAAACACGAUGUCUGGACAGUGAAUAUUUCUACUGCUGUAUUGUUGAUGUUUCUGACCCUCAUGACUUUGGAAGUAACAGAGUAAAUAUGUUGCCUGUUGCCUCAGCUAGCUAUAACCUUCUGGCCGAUAAAUUCACUCCAAAAGCCUGAUUUCUUAGUGUCAGGGUUGACUUUUUAUUUUAUAUUUGGGAUAAGACAGUCUCAGUAAUCCCAACAAGUAAUAAUGCUGAUUCUCACAGUUUUUGCAGAAAAACGAUUUUGCAGUCACAUUGGUCGGCGGACCUCAAGAGUUUAUCUUAAUAUUGCGCCUGAGAUGAUGCCAAUAUCCUAAUUGACUGUUAUCCAUGGCAGUAGUUACUAUUAAGGAAUUGAAUUGGUCAAAUAUUAGCAUGCUUGGCUGCAAUGCCAACUUAAACAAGGGUCGAAAACAGUCCCUUUUUUGUAUUCCGGUUGGUAUUGUAACAGUCAACUUUGAAUACAGAUGAAACCCAUAUGACCUUUAUUAUGAUCAUUCUUGACCACAGGGAAAGCUGGAAGAUCAUGCCAUGUCAUCAUGCCAUUAAAUGUCAACAUGAUUCGACAUAAGUGUAUCUGUCUUAAGAGUGGAGAGCAGUUCACCCUACUGCUCCUGACAGUCACCCAGCACGACACAUGGGAUUUUACGCUUGUCUUUUGGAUUUGACCAUCAUAUAACUAUUAGUUACACCGUACGACGCAUGGAAUGCAUGUUUCAGAUCAUUCCAGACUCUGGUGUCCCGUCGCCGGUCCCAACCAAUCCAUAUGUUCUAAAUGUCAAAUGAGCGGAUAGCUAGAUGUGCUAGCUAACUCUCAGGAAGCUGUUUAUACAGUAUUGUAUUAAAGGUGCAUUCAGUCACAACAAAUGAUCUUCUAGGACAUCUAAAGUUAUCUGUUGUUAUGAUUAUCAUUAUUCCGUUUUGUUUACAAAGUGCCACAUGGAUGUAUUCAUGAUUUGACGGCUAGCUUCUCCCUAGCGGAACUGGGAACCCUUGAGGUGACGAUGGAAGUGUUAUCCCUAUGGAGGACUAGAUGGAGGUCAUGAUGUUUACCCCUAUGUGCCAGUGUGGUUGCUGGUCUCCUUUACAGGUUGUUCCUAAGGACUUCAGAACAAAGUGAACAGUAUAAGAAAUGAACUGACUUAACCCCAAUGAGCACAUAUUUGUACCACUGUUGGUGCCUCUAAGAACUGAAGGUGGUGCAGUACCAGCAAAGUAGUGACGACUGUAGUAUUUUUACUAAUCAGACUAUAUAUUCUCAAUUCGCUGUGUUUAAAAAUGGUAAUUGAAAAUGUUUAUAGGAAGUUUAUUGAACAAUUUGAACUGAAUAACAAGUCCGAGAUUAUUAUUAUUAUCAGGCCUGUUAUAAUUACCAUCGUCAUUUGAAUUUUGUAUUAAUUAAAAUCAAAAAAACAUUUCGCCCUGUUUGGAAAUAAAACCUACCAUUUCUUUUUGUAUUUUGACAUCCAUUCGUAAAAAACAACAAAAAACCUACAAACAUGGAAGCUGUGUCUGAGAAUAACAAAAAGACAUAUGGACUAGAUCCAACGGUGAGAAAAGGACAGAGUUUUUGAGAAAUCACACUCCAUCAACAAUUAUUUGUUGACUAUGGAAAUGUCAUCAUUUCUGAUGUUCAUUAUUUUAUUCAUCGUUCCAAUCAUGCAAUACAUAUAACUAAUGGAUAAACAUGGAUAUGUUAUAUAUAUAUAUAUAUAUUGGAUAUAUAUAAAUAUGCAUAACUAUAUAUAAAUAUUUAUAACUAUAUAUAUAUACAUUUAUAAAAAUAUAUAUAGCUAUUUAUAAAUAUAUAUAAAAAUAAUAAUACUGUUGGUGGACGGGUGCGAAGUCACAAUAUUUUUAAUGUAUAGAUUUUAAUGUUAUGAUAAUAGUUGACUUUUUCCUAUGUAUUGUUGCCAAAAUAUCAUCUACUAUCAUGCGUCGCCAUGAGAAAUGUUUUGUUUUUGUAUAACAAGAAUGAUAUCCUGAUAUUUGUCAAGUAUUUCUGAGGAAAUCUUAAGUGUUUUAUGUGUUAUGAAGACAUUUUUGACAGUUUUUGUUACUUUUAAUGUAAUUUGGUUGAGCAGUAUUUAGUUUGUUGUUCUGUUACAUCAGACGUUACAUUGGCGUUUCUAUGAUGACUCCCUAAUGAAAGUGUUUAACGUCUAUUUAUAUAAUUGCUUGAUAGAGAGAAGACACUGAAAGACUGAAAAAGCCUGUGCAGCAUUUCAUUGGAUGAUUAAGAGUUAACAGUUUUCAUUUGAAACUUAAGUGUAAUUUAACUAAAUUUGUGAAUAAUAUUCCAACUCAUUACAAUACAUUACAAUUUCCUUUAUUGCCAAACAUUUUGAGAAGAUCUAAUAAAGAUAUUUUACAUUGAAA